AUGAGUGAUGAUGAGGAUUUUUAUGCGCCCGAAGGUGCAAAAGCAGAGAUCGAGCAGGGGCAAUCCGAGGCCGCCCAAGAACCAGACCCCAAACCCAUACAGGAAGACGAAGAUCUAGAAGAGGGCGAGGAGGAGGAUGAGGGGGAUGAAGAGGGCAGUGAUUCGGACAUAGAUAUUAUCACGGAGAGAAAAGAUGGUAGCAAACCUGCCCCUGCUCCUCAGUCGAAAUACAAUAAUAUUCGAGAUUUACCUCAAAGAACCACCUCGGGCGAUGCGCCUGCUAAACCUGCUGCCGGCAAGAAGCAAUCCAAGGACAAGGCCACUCCAACAGUCUCUGGGGCAGAUUUACCUGGUGUAUCAACCUCUAAAAUCGAUGUUGACGCAAAGCCAGUCUACGAGCCUGCGGGGAAGCGCAUUACACAAAUCAAUAUUGACGAAGGCAAGUCUUUUGAUUUAAAUGAGAACGAGAAGCCAUGGCGUCGGCCUGGUACAGACGUCAGCGACUACUUCAACUACGGUUUCGACGAAUUUACGUGGGCUCUAUAUGCAAGCAAACAAGAGGCGAUACGGUCGGAAUUCAACCAAGACAAAAUCGCGCAAAACCAGAAGAAGAUGUUCGAUGAUAUGAACCUCAUGGUUAUGGGAGGUAUGCCUGGCAUGUCUGGAAUGCCUGCUGGUGCGGGAGGAGCUAUGCCGUCAAUGGAAGGCAUAACGCCAGAGAUGCAGACGGCUAUGAUGCAAAUGAUGGGUUCGGGAAUGGAUCCGAGUCAAAUGGAUCCAGCUGCGAUGUUUGCUGCUAUGCAAGGCGGUGCCAAUGCAGGAGGCAAUGGAGGCGCUCAAGGUGGGAAUCAAGGCCAGGGCUUUGGAGGCCAGGGGGGUUUUGGACAAGGCCAAGGCCAGCAGAUGGACUAUGGCUAUGGUCAGGGUCAAGGAGGUAACAAUCGUGGCGGAAACUUUGGCAGAGGGAGGGGAGGCCGGAGGAAUUGGUGA
Molecule: messenger RNA, 990 nt
Organism: Lachnellula hyalina
Lineage: Eukaryota; Fungi; Ascomycota; Leotiomycetes; Helotiales; Lachnaceae
Gene: FIP1
Product: Pre-mRNA polyadenylation factor
Exons: 4
Coding region: 1-990 (329 amino acids)
Cellular component (GO): mRNA cleavage and polyadenylation specificity factor complex
Molecular function (GO): RNA binding
Source: RefSeq, a predicted model, not a curated record